AUGACGGUGGGAGGGCGACCCGUGCGGCCGUGGCAGAGCCAAGAGCUGGCGAGGGCCAGCAGGCGCAACAGUCACUCUACCCCAGACGGCAUCUACGUCACACGUGUUUCGUUCGCGGCAGGUCUUGUAGUACCAGCUUUAGGUUCUCGGCAGUUUCCCUACAGCUUCCUCAUCCCCCGCCACCCUUGCCCAGCUGGAGCCGGUGCCCCCUCUCCAGUGACAUGUGACGCUGGAAGUGGCCGGCGCGGCGGGCGGGGAUUUGUGGCGGCGGAGGGCGGCUUAGGCGGGCGUGGCGCGCCGCGGCGCCAGAUAAGGGCCGGCGGCGACGCCACCUGCUGGACGGAGGCACAGACACACGCGGGGCGCCGCCUCCGCUCCGGACCGCCGCGCAGCCAUUUCUGGGUACCUUACGAGUUGGGAACCCCAACAACUAACUGCUCCGAGAGAUGCUUCAUACGAGCUGAAGGUGCAGCCAGCUCGCUGGGCGGCCAGGACAGCAGGAGCAGGGCAGAGGUGGCAGGUGCCUGCCACCGCAGGCACAGCCAGCGGGCGACGCGGCUCACCUCUGACUGCUCCUGCCGUCCUGGCCGGCGCUUCCAGAGCCGCACAGGAGUCCCGCUGUGGGCACUGUUUGGAGGUGGUGGCGGUGAUGUCCAGACAGCCAGCGAGCACACAGCGGACAGUAAUUGUAUCUGCACGCUGGGCGUCGCGGGCCAUUACUCGCCGCCACUAAAGAGCUUUGCAGCCGGUCGGCCCUCAAAGCCGAUUUCUUGCCCCGGCCAGCCCCCUGUGGCUUCCCCCGGUCCGAGCGCCGACCAGCCACUCAGCCGGCGGAGGCACGAGAGACCAGGGGAGUGGGGGCGGCUCCUGCCCCAGAGGGCCCCCGUAGCCGCCGAGCCGCGUCCGGCGGCCGCUGCCACUCGGCAAGAACAAAUUUACCCUACGGCGACGGCGUCGGCGUCGGCGGCGGCGACGUCCUCCAUUAGCGUAACGAACGCCAUCAGGCAAAUGGAAGCGCAGCCGGCAGAGCCCACGGCCUGGACGCGGCCAGCCGCCGCGCCGGGGCCGUGCGUUCGUCGUGUGCAACGCGUCAACGGAGAGGCCGUCGCCCUCCCGCUGGCCGAGCGCGUGUCGGUUUCGCCAGUCAGCCGCGUCCGUUCUCGCGUGUCAGCACUCCGCGCCGCGCGCUGCGACACCUCACCUCGCCAGCCGCAGCGGAAUCCGACGCGUCGGCAGCGGCCACCGGCUGCCCCGCGCCCCGCCGUCGACGUCAGCAGUAGCGGCCACCAGCUGUGCUCCCUGCUGUUGGUGUGUACAGCAGUGCAGACGCGGACGCUGACGGGACUUACCUGUGCCAUUGUCGGUGGCGUGCAUGUCUCUCAGAGGGGGAGCCGGAUGUCUGCCGAGGCGGCCAGCUGCCGCUGCCUGCUGCGCCCGGCCGCGGCCAUCAGACUCGGCUGCAACAACACGCGCCGGCUGCUUAGACACAGCGCUGGUAGCAAGAAUGCCUAUCUGCUGACUCCGUCGACCCGGAUAUUGCUACUGUGCGGCCGCUCGGGUUUACAGGGCGCGCCGGAGGACCUCGGCGUGCGCCGCGAGUCCCUGGCGACCCCACCUGCCGGCGGGCCUCCAAAUUGGGCGUCGACGUCCGCGCCUAACAAGCCUGCCUAA
Messenger RNA from Schistocerca piceifrons (Central American locust), 1671 nucleotides. RefSeq names its product mucin-19-like. Lineage: Eukaryota; Metazoa; Arthropoda; Insecta; Orthoptera; Acrididae. Bases 1 to 1671 code for a protein of 556 amino acids. The record is from RefSeq and is a predicted model, not a curated record. The transcript has 9 exons.